AGCGUGGCCGAGAGCAUGCUAGACGUGGCGCUGUUCAUGGCUAAUGCCACGCAGCUGAAAGCGGUGCUGGAGCAGGGGCCUUCCUUCCGCUAUUAUGUCACCCUGACCACUCUCAUCAGCAUUUCCCUCUUCCUCCAGACUGUGAUUGGGAUUCUCCUCAUUGUGAUUGCUCGGCUGAACUUGAACGACGUGACGAAGCAGCAGCGUCUGAACUUGCUCAACAACAUUGCCACGGCUCUGGUCUUCUUUACAGUCAUCAUCAACAUCUUCAUUACGGCCUUUGGGGUGCAGAAGACGGGGCUUUACCCAAGCCCUUACGGUCGGAGGUACUAUUGAGCCUGAGCAGGCAAGAGAAUUGGACUGAAUGCAUGGCAACUGACUGGGAUACCUUCUGUAGUUUUGCUGACAUUCCAUACGUGGCGGUGAAGCUUCAGUGCAGCCUGCUAGAAGCACGUGGAAGUGGUUCCAUGUGGACUGUUUAUACAAUGCACGUAGGGCUCCGAAGAGGUAAAAUUUUUUCAAAUAUCUGCAGAAAUCCAUUUCCAGAGCCUGACCUACUCUUU
Messenger RNA from Eublepharis macularius, 563 nucleotides. It is a transcript of the gene NINJ2, whose product is annotated as ninjurin 2. The record is from RefSeq and is a predicted model, not a curated record. The transcript has 3 exons. Gene Ontology annotation, cellular component: membrane. Bases 16 to 336 code for a protein of 106 amino acids. NCBI's taxonomy places the organism in Eukaryota, Metazoa, Chordata, Lepidosauria, Squamata, Eublepharidae. Gene Ontology annotation, biological process: tissue regeneration; cell adhesion.